CAAGCAGCUCUACGAGGUUCCCGGCGGUGACCAGGUUGGGCAGAGUUUACCUCCUGCUCGGCCAGGCCUCACCGCUGGGGUCCCCCUCGUCUCGAGCUGCAUUGUGCAGUAAGGAGUCUUUGGUUCCUCAUACUGUACACGGUGCUCUCACUAUGAGGGGCGACGGCGGCGCCGCGUUGGCUGCAUCUCUUGUGGAGGCAGCGGUCCGCGCUGCUGUUCAGGCAGGUGCCCCGCGCAGGACUGUCGCAGCCGCCGCGGCUGCCGUGGCCUCGGUCAUGGCGGCGACGCGGUGUGGCGUUGGUCCGGCGCAGGGCGCCCCUGAUCCCGCUGCCGCCGGUUCGGCCGGAUCCCGGCGGCAGCGGAGGAGGCUGAAGAAGAAAACUAUGAUGUGCAGGUCGGGGCAGGAUGCUGUCCUUGGGGGGCCUGUCGGGCAGACCCUAAAGGCUUAUCAGGAUGUUGAUCAUGAGAUAUCUUGUUAUCACAGUUCCAGUGUUGAUCAUGGCGCCUCUGAUUUUCAUGUUGGGAGCUCUUCAUCUAGGCGAGUCCAGUUUGAUGAUCGGCCUUCAUUGGUUUCUUAUGAGAUGCCCCUUCAAGCGAGGCUGCGUCCCAUAUCGAGGAAGCCGAAGAAGAAAACUAUGAGUUGCAGGUCGGGGCAUGAUGAUGUCCUUGGGGAGCCUGUUGGGCAGACCCUAAAGACUCAGCGUGUUGAUCAUGAGGUAGCGCACGUGGGUUCGCACGUUCCUGUUCCUGCUCAGACGGCAGCUGAUGUGAAGAUGUCGGAGUUGGAGAAGGAUAACGAUGAUAACAUGUCUGUUGUUUUUGCUCCUGUUAAGUCGGCAGCUGAUGUUAAGAUGUCGGAGGUGGAGAAGGAGAACGAGGAUGUGGAGAUUCGUGGAAGAUCGGAAGUGGUUUCUGUUUCUGUUGAUCCAGGUGUUCUGAAAGAGGAGUUGCAUGAUGAGGAGUUGCAGGGUGAGGAGUUGCAGAAUGAGGAGUUGCGGAAUGAGCAGUUGCAUUGUUCUCAUUAUAAAGAUUCUAUGACUUCACACCCUGGGGGUUCAACGACUGGGAGUUUAUCUAAUGCAGUUGUGAGUUCAGCAGUGACGGAGGACGAGUGUCAAGCUGCCAGGGACUGGGCCCCUGCCGGUGUCGAUGUCAGUGCUCUUUGGCGUGAGCUACACCGACUCCCGAGACAGGAGUUUCAGCGUAGGACUGAGGCUCUUCAUGCAUACAGGCUGCAAUUGGGAAUUGAAAGUUCCGAGGAGGAUGAUUCGCAACAAGGGGGUCCUCAGAGUUCUACUUCCAGGAGUGCAUUGACGCGGAGCGGCAAGAAGCAUCGGAAACGGCACAGAUGAUGCACAUGUGAUUGAUCCUGCACGCUUGGUUUGUCAUUGCGUUGCCUUUCUUCAUGCGUGUGUGUUGUCGUGCAUGCGCGUGUGUUGAAUAAGAGCUUCGCUUGAUCCCUCAAAGUGGGUCAUUCGUUGCUUCCUUGAUUUGAGUGCUCAUUGACCUUUGAACGUGACUUUCCGUUAUUUGUCACGUGGUGCCUCAAAGUAGGCCUUUGAUCUUAUCUGCAUUCUGACCUUUAAUCUCUUGUGCAUUCUCAGUGGUGUUGAGACGGUAUUCGCUGUAUAAACCAGUGGUUACUGUAUGGUCUCUCACUGCUUCUCGUGUGGUCGCUGUGUAAACCAGUGGUUACUGCGUUUCACUGUUUUAGUGUUAUAUUCUUGUGUAUGGGCAGUCUUGUGCAUAUCUGUACAGCCUCGCUGUUUGAUGCACCUCUGCUUUAAUCUUUGCAGCUUCGCUGUCUUCCUGUACAGCUUCGCUGUUUAGGUUCUUUGUGUUUAGGCCUGCUCCCAUGGGAGCUCGAACCGGCCUUCGCAAAAGACGCAAAAGACCAGGUUGAUGGUUCGUCGCCAGCGCCCUAUGAGCUCCGCAGGCGCACUUGUACUAUCAAAACACUUGCAGGAACCAACUUAAUGUCGACAUGAAAAAUGCAAAAAUUGAAGAUUUUACGAAAAUCUUCUGCGAAGUUCUCUGCUUCGAUUCUGAGCGACCUGGCCCGUUGGGGGCCUCCUCGAGCCGCAUUGUGCGGACAGGUUUUUGUGCAUACGCAUGUAUCGUACUCAACUGUCCAUCUUGUUAUUGCUUGUGAUUUGCCUUCUUCUUGUUGAGCGAGUCCACGUUUUAUAUAUGGAGUUUAUGUCAUCUGAAUUGUCAGGCGCGGAUUUUGUUGCUUCAGAUUUGACAGAUACGGCGCUGUUUACUUCCGGGUUUCUCGCUUGUUUGUCUGCUGUUUGUCUACGGUCGAAGUGUGUGUUAGUGAUCUAUAUUUCCGUGUUCGCCCUUCGUACGGAGGUGAGUCUUGCCUGCAUGAGCGAGACCAGCUGUAUGGGCAUGGUGUCAAAGUUUCUCAAUCGAAGUUGCGCCGCCUGAGGGCGAAACGUACCAGAUAUCGUUUGUGGUCCACGGCUUGGGGGCCAGAUUCGUCGUGCCUUGUUCGCGCGGGCAUUUGCGCGCCCAGAUAUUAUCGGAAUUUUUGUUCGGACGAUUCUGAGGAAGAGGAAUGGGUUGAGGACACUUGUGGAACACUGACUGAUAUGGAUGCUGUUGAAUUGGCUGGCAACUCUUUGUGUUCGCAGUGUUCCGAUUGUGGGACUCAGACAGAUCCCUGUGUUCACAUUGAGUGUGGGAUUCAGACUGAUUUUUGUGUUCUUUGUUGGUGAGGAGGAGAAGGAGGAGUGUCAUCGAGUGCACGUUGAUCGGGGUGAUGCUUCUCUCAGAAUGAAGAGAUAUUGUUUCAAACGAGCGGAGGCUAUCGAGAGUGCAAAGUUGCACACUUCAGAAUUGCAUGCGACCAACGGGAGUGCGGUGGAGAGUACCGCAGUUUUGAAUACAGUUGAUGCAGUCGGGAGUUCCAGUGCAGUCGGGAGUUCAACACUUGGGAGUGCAGUAGGAAGUUCCACAGUUCGGAGUUCCGCUGAUGCAGUUGAGGAUGCAGUUGGGAGUUCAACAGCUGGGAGUUCUGCAGUUGGGAGUUCAGCUGAUGCAGUAGGGAGUUCCAUGAAUGGGAGUUCUGCAGAUCGACCGAGUGAGACACGCUCUGAGUGCCAAGCUGCCAGGGACUGGGCCCUUGCCGGUGUCGAUGUAAGGGCUCUUUGGCUUGAGCUACACCGACUCCCGACACAGGAGUUUCAGCGUAGGACUGAGGCUCUUAAUGCAUACAGGCUGCAAUUGGGAAUUGAAAGUUCCGAGGAGGAUGAUUCGCAACAAGGGGGUCCUCAGAGUUCUACUUCCAGGAGUGCAUUGACGCGGAGCGGCAAGAAGCAUCGGAAACGGCACAGAUGAUGCACAUGUGAUUGAUCCUGCACGCUUGAUUUGCCAUUGCGUUGCCUUUCUUCAUGCCUGUGUGUGUUGUCGUGCAUGCGCGUGUGUUGAAUAUGAGCUUCGCCUGAUUUUCAAUUUGUUCGGCUAAGAGCCCGCAUUCGCUCGAAGUAGUGGUGGGUGUCUUGGCUCACUCCGUAUGUUGCCUGUUCAUAAUUCACUUUGUCUGUUUGUGCGUGUUCAUAAUUCAGUUCGCAUUUCUUAUCUGCAUUCUGACCUUUAAUCUCUUGUGCAUUCUCAGUGGUGUUGAGACGGUCAUCGCUGUAUAAACCAGUGGUUACUGUAUGGUCCCUCACUGCUUCUCGUGUGGUCGCUGUAUAAUCCAGUGGUUACUGCGUCUCACUGUUUUGGUGUUAUAUUCUCGUGUAUGGGCAGUCUUGUCAUACCUGUACAGCCUCGCUGUUUGAUGCACCUCUGCUUUAAUCUUUGCAGCUUCGCUGUCUUCCUGUACAGCUUCGCUGUUUAGGUUCUUUGUGUUUAGGCCUGCUCCCAUGGGAGCUCGAACCGGCCUUCGCAAAUGACGCAAAAAGACCAGGAUGACGGUUCACCGCCGGCGCCAGUUUCGUAAUUCCAGAGCUCUACGAGGGUCCCAGCUUGUGUGUGGUCCAAUGGAUAAGAAGGCACUGGAGGUGCACGAACAUGGGC
This is a messenger RNA of Prorocentrum cordatum, 4026 nucleotides long. The record is from the annotation of a GenBank genome assembly. NCBI's taxonomy places the organism in Eukaryota, Dinophyceae, Prorocentrales, Prorocentraceae.